Molecule: messenger RNA, 3484 nt
Organism: Durio zibethinus
Lineage: Eukaryota; Viridiplantae; Streptophyta; Magnoliopsida; Malvales; Malvaceae
Molecular function (GO): protein binding
Source: RefSeq, a predicted model, not a curated record
UUAGUGCUUUUGAUGGCUGUUUACUUUGGUGUCUCGAUUUAAUAGUCAUUUUGUUUGUAAGUCUAGUUGUUGAUUACUAGUUUUCACAAUGGCUAGAGGUUUAUGACUGUUCACUUUUUAUUGGUUUAGGUGAUUAAUGAAUUUUUUUUUUUUUGGGAGGGGUUAUAAUUCUGAAAUGUGUUUUUGACAAUUUAUUUGUUUAUCUUUAUGUUUUAUGAUUGACGGUUUAGGUGAUUAUGUUGAAUUUUUUAUAUUUGGAUUAGAAUUUGUUCGUAAGUCCCAAGUUAUACUUGGUUAAAAAGAUGAUAUAUAAAAGAAGAAUUCUCAAUUAGCAAGAUCUAUCUUACGGGGGUAACGGGACAAUGUGGCGUUGAAAAAAUGGGUGAUGAGGCUAAUGGAAAGCUCAUUUUCUCUGUCUUUAGUCAGUAGUAAAUUAUCUAACAGAAUAUUAUUUUAAGUGGGUUUAAAGCGCAAAAGGUCUGAAAUUGGGAAUUUAGUAAUUGAACGUCCUUAACGCAAAUGGUGAAAAUUUUCAUUAGUUUUAAACUACGCAUUUUUCCUAUAUUUAAGGAAACAUGCAUCCUACUACUUUUUUCUUUAAAAAAAAAAAUGUAAAUAAAUAAAUUAAUAUAUAUGACAAUAUAUAUCUUCAACGGUAACUAUUCUAUUAUGCGAUAUUUGAGUGUUGCAAAAUUAUUAUAUUAAAAUUUGUAAUACUUCUAGUAUAACAUAAAUAAGAAUCUUUUGAAACCUCUUAUCUCAAACAUCAAGUUGUGUUUUUAUUUUUUUAAAAUUCUAAUGUAGAUCCGAUUGGCAUAAGACGGUACCAUUCAAUUAAUAAUUAAGCCUACAUUAAACUUUCAUAAGUUAAUUAUUGAAUUUAUUUUUUCCUCACUUGUUCUUCUUACCUGUUGAUUGGAGAAAGAAUUUUCCUUUUGUUAUUAAAAUUAAGUUGAGAAAAUGAAACAGAAAAAAAAAAAAAAAAAAAACAAGUCACACUCAUGGACACAAGCAAAUUCGUGUCACGUGUCGAUCACGUGAGAGUUGGGCACAUCCAUACACUUCACGUGACUUUCCAUCCACGCUGGCACCCUGUCCCCGCGACUCGCACGUACCGACCCCAUCCACUAUACUCCUUUUAAAAAAACUAAAACAACUAAUAAAGAAAAGAAAAAUCGAGGGCUCUUUAGAGGAAAAAAAAAAAAAAGCAAUGGGAGGUGAGAUAGCAGCAGAGACAAUGACGAGGAAGAAGAAGAAGAAGGGAAGACCCUCUCUCUUAGAACUCCAAAAACGAUCUCUCAAACAACAACAGCAGGAGCAGCAAUCGCUUCAACAAAAAACCCCUAAUCUCAUAAACCCUAAUUUUUCUAUUAAUUCGAACCGCCGAUCCACUCGCCGGAACCCGAAUCUAGACGGAGUCUCCCCACUGCCCGACUGGAUUGCCGGAGGAGACGAUGAUGACGACGAGCGCCGACAGAAGAAGCAUAAGCUAUUGCUUGGCCUCAAUUCUUCUCGUAAUCAUCAGCAUUAUCCGAUUCCUUCGGCGCCAGACUCGGCCUCCUACGGAUCCGAUUCGAAUGCGGAUGGUGACGAUCGCGAGGCAUCCCUCAAGCAUCGCAAACUUACUACCCUCCGUUCUGGAUCUGAUCAAAUGGGGGAAAAGGUGUCGAAAGCGACAGACACUCUUCAUGGGUCACCGCUGGAGUCUGGCCCCACUACACCUUUGCCAGACAAAAAGUUGUUGGUGUUCAUUCUUGACAGGCUUCAAAAGAAGGACACUUACGGGGUUUUCUCUGAGCCAGUGGAUCCCGAAGAGCUUCCUGAUUACCAUGACAUUAUUGCACACCCAAUGGACUUUUUGACAAUCAGGAAAAAACUUGAUGGGGGAGCUUAUACAACCUUGGAACAAUUUGAGAAAGACGUUUUUUUGAUAUGCUCAAAUGCAAUGCAGUAUAAUUCACCAGAUACAAUUUACUUUCGACAGGCACGAUCAAUGCAAGAGCUGGCUAAAAAGGACUUUGAGAAUUUGAGGCAAGAUAGUGAUGAAGGUGAACCACAACCGAAAGUCGUGAGGAGAGGGAGGCCACCUGGAAAGAGCUUCAAAAAGUCAUUGGAGUCGUCAUCUUUUGACCGUGUUGGUUCUGAGUUUUUAUCAGAUGCAACUCUAGCCAGUGGACCAGAUGCUUCAAGCCUUUCAAAUACUUACAAUUUGAGGAAGGUACCUGGUUUACACAAGCUCCGGCCUACUGAUACAUUAAUCAGGCCCUCCUGGGUUUCUCAUAGCAAUGAAAAUUAUGCCAGUUGGUCAUCUGAAUGGGAGAAUGAAUUUCCAGCUUCUGUUGUGAAGGCUGUGAUGAAGUAUGGGAAGAAACAUUUUGCGGUAGAUGAGAACAGGCGUGACACCUACAACCAUUCAUUGACUUCUGGACCUGAGCAGCCUAUCUUUUCCACCUUGGAUGGAGAAUUGAAGCAACUAAUUCCGGUUGGUUUGAGUGCAGAAAAUGGUUAUGCUACAAGCUUGGCACGUUUUGCUUCAGAUCUUGGACCUGUCGUUUGGAAAAUCACUUCAAGGGAAAUUGAAAGUGUUUUGCCUAGCGGACUGAAGUUUGGUCCUGGCUGGGUAGGAGAAAACUGGACGAUUGAGCAGCCGCAAUUUUCGUUUUGUGAAAAGCAGAGAUCUUCAAAUUCUUCAUUUGAUGACCAUUCUAGCAGACUUUUAUCUCCAGCUACUUGUGGUUCAAACUCAAUUGCUGCAGGUAGAUUUCGUUUGCUAGGUAAAGAAGGCACAGAAACUGUCAGAGGACUAAGUUCUGAAAAUGACUUGAUUUCUGCACAUUCUUAUCAGUUUCAACAAAGACAAUUGCUGCACUCGGGUAUCAAUGGUUCUAUCGGUGGGUUUGGGAUUGAUUUUUCCCCUCCAAUGGGAUUAAUAACACAGCCUGUAAAUUCCUUGACUGAAAAGACUUCAGUGCCUUCUCAAUCACAUGGCAUGGUUUCAGGUAGCAGCUCCACCAUGCGCCCAAUGCCUGGAAGUGAUUUUCUUCCACAAGAGACCAAGGUUGUUGAUAGUUCAAUUGCUUUACAUUCUGGAAAAGAAAUGGCUGUAGGCCCUGACCUGGUGUCCCGUGCAGCCACUAAUGUUGGGCUUCAGCAGAAAUCCAAUAACAAACAAGAUUUCAUUCCAUUUCCCCCUGAUCUUAAUGUGAGCUUCCUGGCACCCGGUUCACCGAGUUCUAGUGUGCCAAUUGGUUCCCCCCAGCACCCAGGUUUAGCAUUGCAACUCUGAUAAUUGGCAGUAUUAUUUCCAUAUGAUUUGACACAAGCUAAUUGCGGUAUUAGGUGUGAAAAAGAUUGAGCCGAAUUCACCACAUUCUUCAUUGAAAGGGUUUCAUUGAGUAGCAACUCCUCAAGAAGUCAUAAGAUCAGAUCGUAGGGAAGAUUUUGUAUAGAUUGAUAUAUAAAAAAUUUUUUUUAUAGAGUUAAA